Columba livia (rock pigeon) is the source of this 22215-nucleotide messenger RNA. It is a transcript of the gene ZNF469, whose product is annotated as zinc finger protein 469. The coding region runs from base 7870 to 20574 and encodes 4234 amino acids. The record is from RefSeq and is a predicted model, not a curated record. The transcript has 6 exons. Lineage: Eukaryota; Metazoa; Chordata; Aves; Columbiformes; Columbidae.
UUUGAGUUUGUAAGUCCUAUUUUAUACAAUGAGUUUAUGAAAUAAUUUGUUGAAAAUGUGGACAAUUCUGCUGAGCUGUCUCCCUUUUAAGUUCCUCCUCCCUCCUUUGUCCAGGUAUUUGUGGCAAUUCCUCAGCUUGGGAUUCAUCCAUCCAAAGCUGGGCUGCAAAAAUCUGCGACCUGGCUUGUUAUCCAACCUGCAGCAGGGGGGUGAAAUGCCCUCUCCACUGAAACUCAUGGGAAAUGUGAUACCGAUGUCACAGAAGCUACAUUUUCAUAUUUGCUAAGCUUGAGUGGAAAGGAUAAGUUUGCUAUAACCUGGUUAUCUUAAUGGUGCACAUUUUAGAAAAAUAUAGAGUUUGCUGGGGGAGGUGUUGCUUUGUAUUUGUUUUUCAGCUAAUUCUGUUAUAUGGUUAUUGUCUAUAUGUGGCUGAUACUGCCUUUAACGUAUAAUCAUAGAAUCAUUUAGGUUGGAAAAGACCUGUAAGAUCAUCAGUGAAUGAGGCGUAGCCACAAAUUCUACAUGGUUGAAUUCAGGAUAACAUUUUAUUUUUUUGAUGAAAGGAAGGGUUAAGCACACCCAGUUUCUGGCCAUGUUGUCCCUGGUAAGUGUUAUACUUCAUGUAAAUUCCUACUUCUCCUUAGGAUAUUUUUUGACGCACAAGUACAAUGCAAACUGAACCACAGCUUAUUGAAUGCAAUGUUUGCAACAGGCCAAGAAUUUGGCUUCUCUUCAGUUUCUUUUUUUAAUAGUGUUUUUCAGACUGGGUGGUGUUUGGAGAGCUUGGCACCCAAACAGAAGCCUAAAAAUAAAGCAAGGCCUGUACAUUUUAGCAUGGCCGUUUAAUAAUAAUUUAUCACUUGGGAAUGACAGUUGGAAAGCUGGGAUGGCAAAGCUGCUGUGUGCUACCACAUGCCGCUCUCUUGCUAUAUUCAUAGUGGCCACAGUGUUUUUCUUGUCUUUUUCAGAAUAUUUUCUUCUUACCCAGCUUUCCUUCCACACCCUGGGCAUCUUCUGCUUUCCAGGGGAACACGUGUGCAUUUGAACUAUAGGGUAUUUGUCUUUGUUUGAUGGUGCAACUAAGAAUUCUGUUCUCUUUGCAUUUUUCAGCUCAGGUGCAAGAUGAAACUGAGUUCAGGAGAGGUUUCCUUUAGCCGCUAGACUGCUGCAUGCUCCAGGCUCUUCUGUUAAAAGCAAUUGUAAAGGCGUAUCAAACAGUGAAAUAGCAUUCACUAGAUAUCAAGAGAAUGAAAUCUCCUUCGCCAGUGUGGGAUGGAGAGUGUACAAAUCAAUUGAAAUAAAUAGGUAAGGAGAGCAACUUGUUAAGGCCCCUCCUGUGCAUUCAGAUGUUACGACUGCAUGUUCCUCGAGAGGGGAGUUUUUCUCAGUGUUAUGCCAAUGUUUCCAUUAGUCUGAGCUCUGUCACACUCUGUUUAUAGUUCAAAGAGACUUCAACACCGAGCCAGGUAUUCCCAUGAGGAACCCCCAUCCCUGUUCCCCUUCUGUGCAUUUUAUGUCCUUGGAGGAUUUAUGUCCUUGUCCAGGGAGGAAAUGUCUUCUCUCCAAGAAUGUUUUAUGUGUUUCCUAGACAUCACAGGGUGUGUCACGUACAAAUAAGUCGUUCCCGAGAAGACUAAUUGAAGAACAAGUCCCCUCCUAGGAAAUUCUUGUGACUGUGAGGACUCUGUGAGGUUCUGUGCAAGUGUGAAGAGCACGUUCACACAGAGAUUAUCGUAGCAAUAGCAUAUCAACGUAACAGUAAGAAAUCCUAAAUGUAUUCCAAGAUAAGGAGUUAAAAUCUUGCGGGGGUACUGGGGAUUUUGCCUGGCUCGGUGUUCACACACAUCGGUGUUUGACCAUGGAUGUAGUUCUGCCCUUUGAGACUGACCAUUUCAGCAGGUCAGCUAGAAAUGAGUUCUCAUUAUAUCUCCUUUUGUUAUUCACAGCUUCUGCCUUUUCAGUAAUAAGGUUCGUUCCCCUCAGCGAACCUUCUAACAUGCUCAGUUUUAACUUUUUCUUUUCUCCUCAUGUUGCUUUUGUCCAAGAGGCAGAGAUUGAAAACAUAUGGCCAAGAGUCUUCGGGGGGACAUUUCUUUUAAGGUUAGACUAGGAUCACCUGCAUAUUUUGUUUCUAAUUCAUCUUGUGACCUGCAGAAUACUGUUUAAAUGGGUUUGAUUUUUGUUUUGUGUAAUAAUGUUUAGGCAUGGAGGCUUUGGGGGGGGAGAGCUUCUGGUUACCCUGCUUGGCCCCGUUGGUUAUUUUCGAUAUUAAGUUCACCAGAGAUGGGACCUCACCAUUUAUCUUGAUGUUGUACUGAAAUUCUUGACAUGUAGUUGUGGCUGCACACGCAGGAUGGUGCCAUUAUCAUGACCUCUCAGGUCGUUUUAUCUUGAAUCCCACCUGAAGGAGCAUCCAUCUCAUGAAUCCUUAAAGGCUUCCAUGGUCCUGUUGUAAAAACUAAUCAAAGUGUUGCGGUUUUUGAUGGAUUGUACAACUGGAAAUUGGUCUAAAAAAAGUGAAGCAUGUGGGUUAUUUCUUUUCUUUCUUUCAUUCCUUGUUAGUUUUGCAUAUUUUGUCUUGCAAAAAAAAACCUAUAAAAAAAGAACGCCCUUCCGUGACUCAAAUAAACUGGCAUGCUGCAUUUUUAAGCAUUUCAGUAUUGACAGUUUGCCUAUAAAGCAAGGAACUCUGGCUAAAAUGUGGCUCUAGCGCUUGUCUCCAUCGCAGAGAUCCUGGCGCAUGUUCAGUUGUGCUCUGCUGGGUUGUGCUUUAUUAUCCGCUUCACGGGACCGCUGUGGAGUUUCGUGGUAGAAAAUACAGUGAGAAAACCAAUACCUUAAAAAAAAAAAUCACUGUAGAAUCUCACUCUGCACAAACUUCUGUUGGCAAUCAGAAUUCCUUCUGAAUUCCUAAUUAUCUAAGUACUGAAAAUUCAGGGCCGUAACAAUAAUUCACCAAAAACUGUUUCCCAUUAUCGGAACUAAGAACGUUCCUUUCAUUCCCUGCAAUCCCCAAGCUCUCCCGUAAGCUCUGCUGAUUUAGGCGAGUACUCAGCAGUCAAACCUCAUUUCCUUGAAUAAAGCCGGGAAUAAGAAAGUCAUUCACUCCCAGUGGUGUUUGGGGUAAACUCAGAUUGCAUUUAAUGCCCCGCUACAAACAGAGACUUGAUUUCCCUGCUAAACAAGGUUUGACGUAUUUAGAGGUUGUUUUAUACCACAGAAAAAUAGGAAUAAUUCCCCGUGCAGUGAGCGGAGAUGAAGGCAGAGCUGAAGCAAGAGCUGAAGUGAGCGGGACGCGGUGGCUCAUGGGCGGUUUGCCAGGGCAAGGGGUUAACGCUGCUCCUCUUCCAAAAGGUGCCAGGGGAUUUUCUGAUCAAGUCUUGUUCUUUAGCGUGAUAAAUUAGAUGGAACUCUAUGAAGACCUGUUUUUCCUCAUCUACAACUUCACGUGCAAGGUUGAUUUCAAGAGGAAACGUCUCCUUUGUUUGACUGUUUCGCUGGUUUUUAAACUUACGCAAAUUCAAUUUUGAAAGCUUUCUCAUGUUUGUUUCCUAUUCAAAUUUUUAAAGUAUACAUUUUGCAAAGGCAAAAUUAUAUAUUUUAGGCAGAAAAAUAUAUUUUUAGGAUUUGGGUCAUCAACAUGGAUAUUUUUAAUUGACUGUCAGACUGGCAAAAGUUUUGUUCUUCCCGUCCCUCAGGUCAGUCUGUGGUUUUGAAUGUUUAAGUCAACUGUCGAGUUUCAUCUCUAUCCUGCAGCUUGGGUUAAGCAGAAGUUAAUGUAUGUUAUAUAACCUUCCAGUAAAUAUUUUAUUUCAGGUUUUUCGUACGGGUUAAAGGAAACUUAGCCUGGUUGCUGAACAGAUCAGCAAAAGCCUGGAUGGAAAGCCGAGUUGAGCCGACGUCUCUCCAUGCUACACUGUAAGGACAGGCUGGUCAUUGUCCCUCACUAUGCCACCAUCUGGACAUUUAUGGUAUUCAGUUUGAAAAUAAUCAAUAUCCCUGUUUUGCACAUCAAUUCCCCACUUUUCUUAGGGAAUCGCUGGGAUUUCUGUUUUCAAGAUGCACUUAGGUUUAUUUCUCAAACUGUUGAGUGCAUCGUAUCAGGAUCUGAGAACUGAAGCAAGUACAUUGGAAUCAAAGGGGCUUUUCUCUCUCGUUAUUACCACGGGGAAUAUGUAUGUAUAUUUUAAAGAAUUCAAUUUUUAAUUGAUGAACUAUAUAUUAAAUUUACCACUGACUUUCUCAGUAAAGGAGAAAAAAAUCUGGGAGCUGCCCCACACCAUUUGACUAGCUGAAAAGUGCACUUGGCUUGCUUGAUGUGUUUGUAUAUAUAUGUAUAUGUGUAUAUGGCUGUCUUUUUGCUAAUUUUCAUGGGUUGGCUCACCUCCUACUGCUUUGGUGCUAGAAGUCACUUCUUGCUUCUUCUCACUUCCUUUAGAUAUUUUUUUUUCAGUUCCCCCAUUUCUUAUAGCAGUUACUUUUAAUCUGUAUGAACAACCUAGAUCCAUUUUACCCCAUUGAUCUUACCAGAGGAGCUUGGCUGGCCACCUCUAAUUAAAUAGAAAUAAACUGUAAACCCUUGAUCUGAAUUGCAUUUAACAGGGGAAGAAACCAAUGAGAAUGGUUACAGACAUUGCCUGGUGCACAGGGAGGACGUAACUUUAUUACUUGGCUUAUUCAAGAGCUACAAAAAUUGCCACCAUUGGAAAUGAUGUGUCUGCCAUUAAUUAGUAACAUUUUCAGUUUUAGUAACCAAAAUUAAUUUAGCAAAAUGAAACCUUCUUUUGCAAGCACCCAGGUGAAUAAACGAGUUGCUGGCGCUGCAAGUUGCACUGAGAACAGCAGCUAAACUUGUAAUUUGGCGCCUUUCGUCCCCAAAAUGCUUCCAUCUCCCUGGUGUCGCAACCCUUCUCUAAUAACCCCAGAUUGGUAGGAUUUAAUUAGACACAAACAAUGUGCUUUACCUCCCUGUGCCGGCGCGUGUGAACCGCUGAGCUCCUUCCCUGGCCCAUCUGCCCUGCAGAGCUGCUCUUAUUUAACAGCAAUUUUAUUACUCAAUCCUCCAACUCUCUUAAUCCCUCUGCUCUAAUGGGCUCUGUGCUCUCAUCAGCAAAACCAGAAGGGAAAUUUAACAAAAAAAAGCCCAAAUGUUCGUAGGAGAGGAGGUGGGAGGAAUCAAGGAAAAGAUGAGAAACAGUUUGUUGAUUUAUUUUGAAUCCCUUCCUCCCAUUUCAUUCAUUCAGGUUCCUCUCGCUCCUUUCUGCAGUUAAACGUGCAGCCCCGGGAGGUGGUUCACACUCAGAAGUUCUUCAUUGUUUGCAAUACAAUAGUGACAAAACUAUUCUACUUUUAUCCAAGGGACAGCAGCGUUGGAGGUAGGCAGGGGCAAGGUGAAGGCCUGGGCUUUGCUUUGGAUUUUUUAAAUUUAUUUUCUUCUUUUAAUUUUUAUAAGCCUUGUAUCUUGUUUUAUGCCUUACUGUGUUUCUAAAUAGAUUGUUAGUGUCUGGGGGGGGCGUUACAUCUGUUUUGGGUUCUGCCUGCAGUUUCUUUGAGUUCUGUUAAAUUGACCAUUAUAAUGAAACUAAGAGAUUGGGCACAUUCUGUCUCAGAAUAUUAAAAAAAAAAGGAAAAAACCCAUCACAUCUCUAAUCUUUUCACCUCUGACAUUUUCUUGCAUUUUCAUUGUGUGGGAAAAGCCUGAAUGUGCUUCAGUGUUAGUGAAAAUAAUUUUUUGCUUUUGUUAUACUUUCUGUAAGAGGCGGAAGGUAUUAAUGUUUUCCACCAGAAAAUCGACUUUUGUAGGAAUAUUCCCACAAGGAUCUUUGAUCUCUGUGCAUGUCUGCAGGGACUGACGUGGUUUUCUGCGCUGCUUCCUUUGUUUGAGCAAAUGCAACACACUUGGCACUGAUAAAGCUCCAUAGAUAGUAAGUGCUUGAGCAAUUUUUGGAAGGUUUGUUGUGGUUUUGCUUUUAUUUUGGAUUUACCUGCGUCAUUUCUCUGAUAGUUACUUGGAAGGAGCGCUGAAAACAGAUACCUACGUGGAAAUACCAAGUGUACACAGCGAAACAUCCCGAUGACCAACACCAUUGUCCAUCACUUGCUAGGAUGUGAGGAAGGAUGGGAAGGAAACUUAUGUUUUAUCAGUUUAUUUUAUCUAGAGUAAUUGAUCUUUCUUAAUAGCUGGAUUUUGGGGUUUUCGUGUGUCUGAGAGACACAAGGUUUCCUCAUGAGGGGGAAAUUCAGGAGGAGUUCCCAGGCUGGAGGUGGCAGUUGCUGCCACUGUGCCACUGCUGCCCAAAGUGACUAAACGUGCGGCUCCUGCUCUAAAUUACCACCAACCCCCGUUUCAUCACAGGGUACGUAGCUUUUUCGUUUCCAUUCUCAGUUUUUGUCCUUUACUGUGUCCAGAGAAAUACACGAUGGCGAUGGGGUCUGUGAUGUAUCUAGGAUGCUGGUUCUGGGGAGGAAAUGGAAGCUGUAGCAUGUGAGUUUUGACUAUUAAUACAAUGACUGUGCUUGAGGUGUGCUACAAACCUUCAGAGCAGGCUAAGCUCCGCUUUUUUCAGGUCUCUCUGUCAGUCUGCACAGACCUGAGCAAGACGAUGGCAAAUGGACAGUGGCGGAUACAGGACUGUCACUUGGGAAGCGUUUGGCUCAGAAAUCGGGUGACAGUGGCAGCUCUGUCACCCUGCACAGCCAUCCAUGGAGCGGGAGAACGUGUUCUCUGUGUCGCAGCUCCUAAUGGCUGAGGGUUGAGUUGGGUAAAUGUGCAUUUUGCUGAGUUGCGACCAGUGACACAGAAAAGCGAUCGGUUCUCGUACAUAGAUGCUUGUUUGUAGCCAACAGUGCAAGUCUAACUAAUGAGCGAUGCUUCUGUCCAUAGGUGGUCUGGGGACCGAGUGAGGUGGGGUGGGUUGAUAAAGAUCAUAAGAAUUCAAGACUGAAACAAUUUCUUUAAAGAAAAAAAAAAAAAGACUUGAAAAUUGUAUUCCUUUGAGACCGAUUUCUAAGAGUCCAUAGUUUAAAAAAAUAAAUAAUAGUUUUAAAAAGCUUUCCUAUAGCACAGAGUUAAAAAGCAGAGAGCAUCUAAGAAAAUACUACUUCUCUUAAAAUGCCUGCAGAAGACUGCUCUCUGCAGUCUUCUGGACCCAGGAGGUUUUAGUGGAUGUUUACCAGGCACUUCCAGCAGAAGGAGGGUUAAGUACAUGAGAAGGGGGUGGAGAGGGAAUCCCAGCUUGGAACUUGAGACUUUCCAGCUGAGACAGAAAGAUUCAGAGAUGCAGACGUAAUCAUACAGCACUGCAAUCAGCUCCUGUGUCAAAAGAAGUCAGGAAAAGCACAUAAAUAACUCCACAGCCACACUUAAUGUAGUGCAGGACAUAUAUCAGUAAUGCCACCACUUCCUCCAGGGUGGGAUUAUUGAUUCAACACACUGAUUCUGUCCUGCAUGAGCCCAGCUCCUGAACACCUGCACCAGGUGUCUGGCAGCAGGUGAGGGGCACAGCUUAACACCGAGGCCAUCCCAGACAGCUCUGCUGCCCACCGGAGUGCAGACGCGCUCAAGGAACGCCCUCGCCGAGGAGAGCGCAGCCUUCCCCUCCAGCCGACUUAUAAUGAGCCAAGAAAUUCAUAUUUCAUGGGAGGUGAAAGUGAGUCCCGGCAGUAGCUGAGCAGCAGAGGGUGCCAAGGUCUGAAAGGAUGUGGCAGAGCCCCACCGGUGCUUGGGACCACUCGCCUCCCCAGGGAGCCGCUGCCUCUGUCCCCCUCCAGGUGCCCACCAGCGGAGGACCAUGCCCAUGACGGAGGGACGGCAGCUUGCAGCGGGACGGGAAAACGGGGCUUUGUAGCCUUUCCCUCCUCCUCGGUAUCAUGACUGGAGAGACCCAGCAUGUUUACACCAUCGAUGAUACUGAGACUGGCCCCAAAGACCCUGAGAAGGACUUUGGAUGUGAGGAGAAGGACGGGAGGGUGCUCGGCGGGGAGGGGACGUCCCCAUUCCCCGUCCCCAAGGACAAGGAGCCCCACAGCCAGCGGGAAGCCGUGAUCCGUCCGCAGCAAGUGGGGAAGAUUGACUUCAAGUCCCUUCACCAUAAACCCAAGUUUGGCAAUGACAGCACCUGGGGAGAGAUCAAGGGCAGCCCCCAGUCCCCCCCGGGGAAGGGACGAGCCCGUGAGCGCAGCCGGCGCUCGGGGAAGGGUGAGCGGGGCCACCAGCAGCUUUACCGGCUCAGCAUCACCGGCACCCGGCCCAACCCCACCAUCGGCAUCGCCUACCCCCAGCAGAAAGUGACCCCCCCGAAGAAGCCGGAGGCAAAUUGCGGCCCUGUGGCCGGCAGCUACCGCUUCAACGUGCCCAGCAUCCCACAGCGCGAGGCCGAGCUCCGGCAAGAAGAUCUCGGCUUCAGCCACUGCUUUCCCGAUGCCACCAGCCGUACCUCUGCCAACUAUACCUCACAGCCCACUCCCCUCCAUACCCCCAAAGGGCAGCCCCCUGCCAGCAUCCCCCUCAAGACCCCCGGCACCAAUGGGCAGCUACAUUAUUUAGAGUUUCAGGCCAACAAGGCCGAGUCCUGGCCCUCCCCAGAGAAGAGCUUUGCCGGUGCUAGCUACGGGAUCACGGUGCAGAAGCCCAGCUCUUUCCCUGAGGGUGGUAAAGCCGGUGGCCACACUCUCAGUGUUUUGCCAUGUCAAUACCCCUUCCAGCUGCUGCACGACUCGGGGAAGGAGCCAUACCGCGGCGAUGCGGGGAGCCAGGAGUACCUGGACAUGGGGCUGGCCACUGGCCAGCUGGGUCACGGCACCUUCACCUUCCACUCGUCCUCCCGAGAGUGGCAAGAGGAGGUGCUGAGCAGUGGCUCCUACGAGAGCGUGUCCCCUGAGGGCAGGCUCUAUGGUUUGCCCGUGCCACCACCACCACCGCCACCACCGUUCCUGCACCCGCCGCCGGCCCCACACCACGGCCCUCCACGGCAUCCCGCCGACCCCAACGGUGCUCUCUCGUCAUCUGGUGCUAUUGACCAAAACCCAAGCACUUUCCAAGAAAACCAAGCUGUUUUUCCGUCUAGUUUACACUCGCCUAGUAUGCCAAAGCCAGUCGGGAAGAGGCAAGCCCCAGCAAAAGACAGUGUCCCCAGCCCACGGCUGCUGGUCCCAAGCAGCCCUCUGAGAAGGAACAUGCCACCAAAUUCUCUCUCCCAAGUGCACUUUCCGAGCAAAGCCUAUUGUAGCUCCUCCGCGGGCAGUGCCAAUGCAGGAUCUGUGCCUUUCGAGACAAGCGUUCCCACUAUGGCACCCACCCACCCUCGGCUUGUGCAAGCUUGGGAAGGUGCCACUAAGGCUUUUUCUCUCAUGGACCAGAAUUCAGCACCUUAUUCGAACCCUGUUGGAAACCAGUUCUCAUUUGAGUGCCAGUCUGGCCCCGAGCAGAGGCAGCACAGGCAGAAAAAUGCCAGGAUGCCUUGGCAGCAAAUACACCUCGCCUCUGCAAUGCCCACUGCAAACAGGCUCGAGCUGUCGAGACAGGUCACCAGCCAGAAGCUCCCCUUCCCCCUGGGCACGGCGGAGUGGCAGGGGAGUGGGAAGGCCCAGAAAGGGCCCCCUGUAAGUAAUUCUUCAGGGUAUCACGGCAAAAAGCUCUUCUCGGGAGAGAGCAUCGGGGUCCAGAGGGGAGACCCCAAUUCAACAGGCGCUUUUUCUUUCGAGAGUGGGAAGGAACCAGGGUCUCCUGCCUGCGAUUCAAGAAGCAAAGCCUUCUUCUACAGCGUGAGUCAAGCAGGUCCUCCUCCUCCUCCCUCAAGGAGCUCGUCGGGCUCAGCACUAGUCCUGCCGCCAUCAGCCUUGGUGGCUGCCUCCCCUUGCGAGUCCCCACUACCAUCCCCUGUCCCCAACCCCACCUGCGGCAGCACCUGCUCAUCUCUCUCCCCCAUGUCCAGCAGCCCGCUCAACCCUGGUUUUGAAGACAGCCAGAUGUCCCGAGCGCUGACCCCCUCUCCCUUCUUCCAGCACCCUUGCCAUCCCAAGGAUGGCAAUAAAACCUUCCACCCCUCCGACAUCCUGAGCUCCAGCUCCCUUCAUUACCACCACCCGGACUCCAUGAAGUCCUUCCACUUCCCUCCUGAUGUUCUGAAAGAUGACAACCUCCUGAAAUGUGCCCCAGCAAGCCUAUUCCACAAACCCGGCAUGGAGGUGGCCAAAGGAUGCUCGGAUGGGCUGGAUGGGGAGCAGCCUCCACCGCCGUACUCCUCCCAUCACUUACUGGCUAACUCACUCAGUAGUGCCAGCCUGGACCAGCUGGACGUGCUCCUGACCUGCAAACAGUGCGACCAGAACUACAGCAACCUCUCCUCCUUCCUCCAGCACCGCCAGUUCUGCACCUCCCAUUCCGCUGCUCCCCAGGGUGAGGCUAAGGAUGCUCCCCGGGCAGCCGAGGGGCGGAAAGCACUCCCACCAGAACCCCCCAAGUCCCCCAGCCUGGGGCUCUCUCCAGACCCACAAGCACAUUUGUUGACAUUAAACAAGAGCGAUGACUUCUUGCUGGAUGGGGAAAGCAAAAGCGAGGGCAAGGAAGAUGCUCUGAAGGGCGGCCUCUUUAACGGACUCACCACCAGCUCCCUGCCGCUCACCGCCUCCGACCUGGACAUUGACGACGCCAAGCUGGACAGCCUGAUCACUGAAGCCCUCAAUGGCCUGGGGUACCAGUCGGAUAACCCAGAGAUCGACAGCAGCUUCAUCGACGUGUUUGCUGACGAAGAGCUGACGGGUGUGAAGGCGACCAGCGGUGGGAUGUCCCACAAGGUGAAGGAAGUCCUGGCCUUGGAGAGCAAAUCGAAGCAGAUGGCAACAGAGGAGAAGGCAGCAGGCCAGCCCAAAGCCAGCAAUUUUUAUGAGGACAAGCACGCGGGUGGAGAGCAGGCGAAAAGAGGGGCAGGAAAGCAGCACCUUCACAAGGGGAGGGUGGCGCGAAGGUUGGCAGCCCAGGAACCGGAUCCCGGGGCAGUGGGAGCAGAGACGAUGCCCAAGUUGCGGGCAGGCAGGAAGAACAGCGUCCCACUGGCCACCACCUCCUCCAAGUCCACCUCCAGCCAAAAACAUCUCAGGAAGCUCAGCCAGGAGCCUCCGACAAAGAGUGAGGUGGGACCGGGUGUUGACACCAAGAGCUCCAAGCCACCUCGGUUCUCCACGAAGGAUAUAAAGAAGCGGAAGCCCCGAAGUGGGACAUGGAGCAAGGAGCUCAUUCACAAGAUUGUGCAGCAGAAGAACAAGCUCCACAAACUCCAGGUGAAGAGCAGCAAGCAGGUGCCGUUCCCCCAAGUCACUGAGAGGCUGGUGCCAGGUGCCAAGGAGGGCAGGUUUCGGGAGUACGACUACAUCUCCGACUCAGAUGAUGAUGGGGCAGAGUGUAGCAAGGUCCGGGGACGGAAGAAGCCAGGCAUGGGAUUCAUCGGGAGGACCAAGUACAGCUUUAGCAAGAAACGCCCAGGAAGAGCUGAGAGAUCCAAAGAGAAAGAUCCAGCCUGGAGCUACAGCCGGAAAAGGGAUGGUCAGAAAAGGGAGACACAGGAGCACAAGGGGGUCCCGAGCCAAGAGGUUGUCAAGGAGGAGGAUUGUGCCACCAAAGUCCGAAGACAGAGCAGCCAGUCAUCUACUGGCAGCAGCUACAGCAACAGCGUGCCCAGCAAGAUGGCCACCAGCCCACCCCGCGCCAAUGGUGCCAGCUCGGGCAGCGAGAAGCAGGGCGUGCAGAGAAGGAGAUGCUCAGGUGGCUCAGCACGGGUGCCAAGGGCUCUGCUCAGCCUUCCUGAGGACAGGAGCCCAAAGAAGAGCCAGAAGAGCAAAGAGGACUUUCCCAAGGGGAGCAGGCAGUUGGGCUCAGCCAAACCUUUGGUAGCUGGCUCCAGGACCCAUCCAAGCGCUGAACCAGAUGUUGCUGUGAUGGACGGUGCAAAGGAGGAGCCAUCACUGCAGCCCCAGGACAGGCAGCUGCCCAGCACGUCCAGGAGUCCUGUCAUGCUCUGUUGUAAGGAGAGGACAGAAGAGCCCAAAGGAGCAGAAAAGCACAAGGGUGAGACAGGAGAACCCAACCUAGAGGCUCAGGACUCACCCAAGGUGUCCACAGUCAAACAGAGGCAUCAGCUUGCCCCUUUCGCCGGUGACGUGCUGGAGUACCAUGCAGAAGAGCUAAUUGCUCCAACCCAGGGCAGUAACGAAGCUAGUCCUGGCAAUGGGAGUGCUGCCUACUCAGAAACAGGCAUCAAAUACUUGAAGGCACAUGGAUCAGGUGCUUUGGCAGUUGCCCCAUAUGAGGGGAAUGCCAUGGGAAUGAUGCUCACUGCCAAGGCACCCGAGCCAUGCAUCAGCACCAACAACACGUUUUUCAAUCCCAAAGGCCUUCCUGGUCACUAUGAUGACAAUCUCUUCUCAAAGCCCCCAGCCUUGGGCUCCUCACACAUGGAUGACGUGUACUUAUGCCAGGAUGACAUCAACACCAGCUCCUUCGAGCAGAAGCACACCAGCAUCUCCCCCUAUGCUGCAGAAACACCACAGGGCAAGGUCUCCUCCCCUCUCAGCUUUGAUUCCUCUUCGAUAUUUGGAGAGCUUCCUGUCACUGAGUUCGAUCCGCCACUGUAUGAGAAUGUAUCUGCCAGUAAGGAUGGUUAUGUGACAACAUUUACCAAUGCCCCCAGCAAGCCACUGCCGUUUGAGCAACCAUAUCCACCAUUCAUGCCAGAGAAAGAGUGGUCCCUCAUGGAGGAGGUGACUCCAAUGCUGCCAGAAGACAUGUCUCAGUUCCACAGCCUUUCGGUGGAGAAGCCACUAGCCAAGAAAUUCCCUGAGGAAGGACCUGUCCCCACCAGCCAACUCUCCCUGCCACUGCCAGACAGAAUAACGGAUUAUAACGUGACUUUUAUGAACAACAUAUCAGACGAUGAGCUGGAGAUCAAGCGAUUAGUCACAGAGCUGGAGAGUCAGCUGCAGACCAGCAAGCUGGAUAACGAGGCGUCUGUGAUCCUUCAGAAACCUGAGCAAGACAUCACUGCACAUCAGCAAGGACCAGAAGCCGAGCAGUUCUCACCACUGCCAGCCAAGCAAGAGACGGGCCAGGAGAAAGGACUGUUUUUGGUAGAUGAGCUGGGCAAUUCAAGCCUGUGUGUUGAGGAGAGGCUGGGGGGUGAAAAGCCAGUCGUGAGGAGCAGCCAUGGGGACUACGAGACCACUCAGGAGGCCUGGCCCUGCCCAGUGGAGCUGGGUUCACUGCAGACAGGGAUGUGCCCCCCAGCUCCACUUGCCAUUGGACAUUUCUGCUCCAAAGACAGCGGCGAGCAGCUUCGGGGAACUGCACCUGCUGAGGAAAGUGGCCCUGGAAAGAUGGAAAAUGGGUCUUCAUCCAAAAGCCUACCUGGCUCACACACACCAGAUGGAACAGAAGCUCCUGCCUACACAGACCCUGUGACAAAAAGCCCCCCUGUUGUAACUGUGUUCCCCAAGACCCUGGAGGCAGCAGAAGCGACCGAAGAUCCCCUGCCAUCCCUGCGAUGCCAGCAUGAUGCUGAGAUCUUCCCUGUGCCAGGGAAAGUGGAUGAAGGCUUCACUGAUGCUGCAGAGCUGGAGAAGUUUGAUGCUCAUCUUCCAAACCCUAAACCUGAAUUGAGCUUUCAGCAAGGUCCCACCCCAGCCAUGGAUCUCCCAUUUUCACCUCACAUCAAAGAGGUCCCAGAUACAGAAGAAAGACCCUUAAGCAAGCCCAAGUCACCCAAAAUGGCAAAAAGCACCGUGGACUUCAAAGGGGAUGGUGGCGGGUCUACAUUGAUGGAAGAAGCAGAGGAGAAGAGCCCCACCACCUAUCCAGAUCCUGGACAUGGUGACAAAGCCAGCAAACAAAAAGUUCUGCUGUUUGAUAUGCUGAGUCUGCCCAAGGAGACUGACUGCGGCUCCCGACAGAUGUUGGCAUCCCCAGAAACAGCUGCCAACCCUCUGCAGCAGCUCCAGCUCUUCGUUGCCCGAACAGUAAAGAGCAACGAGGAGGAGCUGUUGAUGCCGUGCUUCCCCAUGCUGCUCGCUCCUAGCCAGCCCUCCGCCACAGCCCACAUUCAGACAGAGCAGAAAGAGGAGAACGGCGGUCCUGUGGAAGGGGAAACUCAGACCUUCUGCCCUGCCCAAGGGGAGGGGAAUGUCCCCAUUGGAGGCAAGACGGAAAAUAUUGCUCCCCCAGCAAAAGAGGCUGUGCUUUUCUCUGGGGGGUGCGAGCAGCCGGAGUCAUUGGGUGCAACAGGCUCUUACCGUGCGAAACAAUCCACAUUUGCAAAGGCAGAGCUGCAAAAUAAUGUAAUGGAGCUGCAGGACUUAGCAAAUGAACACAUGGAGCUGAAUGACAUUAAUAUCCGUGCAGAUGGUGUUUCCCAAGAGUGUAAUGACCUCUUGCCACUCAAAAACACAGCAGUGACCCAACUGCCAGGACAAGGAAAGAAAGCUGAUCAGCUCCUGGAAGAGCAGGAGCAAGAUAAAAACAAAGUGACCGUGGUAUUUAAAAAACAUGAGCAAUCCCAUUUAAGCCAUAGUUUGCCUGAGAAAGAGACGCUGGGCAGUGCAGCAGCAGAGAUGCUGGAAAGGAAUGAGGUGGGACAGAGGACACAGCCCCUGCACAGUGAUCCCACCAGUCCCACCAGUCCCUCUAAGGAGGAUCUCCACCAGGAUCACCACUUGGUGCCGGAGAUGAGUGCUGGAGCAGUCAGUGCAAAGGUUUCCAGGGAAGGAAAUAGCAAGAAGUUGUCCCUCAAUGGCUGCCACUACACAGGCGAAUCUCUGGCCAACAUGCCCUUGGUGACCAAUUUUUCUCACCUCAAAUGCUUGCAAGGUGUUGGGGCUGAGGGAGGAGAGGUCCCCAGCUUCAGCACUCAGCUCUCAGUUGAGAAGAAAUACGGUGUGUCCCUGCUUGACGCAUCAAGUUCAUUUGUCAUGAAGAGGUGUCCUCUCGAGACCAACAGCCAUCACAUCCAUCACCCCACCAUGGACCUGGUAGAGCAAGGGAUGUGGAAAAGACCACCCACAUUUCCUCCCUCGCUGCAUCACUGCGGGGCUGUGCCCAUGGAGAUGGUCGAGGAUGGUCACCAUCACCUCCCUGACAACAUUUUGGGUAGCUAUGGACCACCUGAAAGAGAAGAGACAGCACGACCCUGCACUCUGCUGCACGCCAAUGGUCUGGGGGGCGCUGUCUUGGAGAUAGAUGGUCCCCAGAAACCACAUGGAAAGGACGGCUCUCUUGCCUACUCACCACCUUUCAGCCAAAAGGGUGUUGGUAAAGAGGUACCUGAAAGCACCAGUGCUGUGCUGUCAACCUCUUAUUUUAAAGAAAAUCAAGCAUGCACCAUCACAGAUAUAGUCGUUAACUCCAUUCCUCUGGAAACCCAAGAUUACCCAACCCAGGCCAUGACAGAUCUUCUGCCGAUCAGAGAAAGAGAGAUAAACCUGAAUCAAGAGGAGAACCUUGAAAGCUGCUCUGAUGAUGGACAUAAGCAUCAAAGUGAAACAGAGGCUUUGUCCAAUGGUUUUGUUGUUCAGCAGGUGCCAGCUGCUGUCGGCAAAGGUCUUACAAGAACUGGAGAUCUUUGUCCUGCCAAAUUAAAUGGCCACGAGUUUUCAGAGGCAGCAGAGGUGAGACUUGGUCUUUCCAAAACCACAGAGAGCGGAGAAAAGAGUUUAAAAGGGGAGAAACCCAAAAGCCAUGGGGCUGGAGAAGACAGGAGUUGUGUCUUGAGCAGUGUGGGCCAAGGAGAGGACAACACAUGUAACAGUACUCCAGACCCUUCCCAAAAUGAACUUCACAAAGAAAAGAAGCCGAACGGGCUCCCAGUGACCUGUGACAUUUGUUCAGCUUCUUUCCGGUCCAAGCCUGGCCUGACCAGGCACAAAGCUGUCAAGCACCAGGUGAAGAACAGUGGUGUACCACAGCCCAGCAAGACUCCCAGGUCCACUUUGAUUCCUGCAGACAAGACACCAAAAACAGCCCAAAAGGUGCCCAGGAGGAGCCUGAAGGCUUCUGUCAAAGAGAAAGCCUGCAUCUCACAGAUGCCAACCACCAACAUUGACCACAUCCCCAAGAAAAUCUGCCCAGACCUGGAGAAAGAGCCCAACGCGCAGAUGCAAGAAGUGGUCAGCAGAGUGCUCAGCGACCUCAGUGUCAUCUCCUUCGAGAUGUCCCAGGAGCUGCACCGCACACAGGUUCUGCAGAGGGAGAUGAAGGCAAAGAGACCACACUUAGAGACAAGGGGAGCAGCUGAGGCGGUGGCUGGCAAGUCGGACCUGGGACAGCAGGCCGGGAAGGGAGAAAAGGGCAGAAGGAGCCAAAGCAAAGAUCCUGGAGAAGUGAACAGCAAUUCUGAAAAGAAGCUAAACAGGAAAGUGAGAAGAAGGAAAGCAAAGGUAUUUCCCAGUGGAAAUGAGUCUGAUGGUCCAUGUGAGCUGGAGAAGAAUGCAGAUUCUCGCCCUGCUGAACUCAUCUCCAGUCUGCCCAGGGUCCUGGAGGGCUUGUGUGAGCCAGGUGGUUGCGUCUCCACAGAGGAACAGAAUGGAUCCAACUCAUUCCAGCACUCUCAAAAAGCUAAACAGUCCCCUUGUGCAGCUGAGCUUGCAGAGGGCAUGGGCGAUGGGAUGGUGUCUUCAAAGGAGAUAAUCAGCAAGGAAUCAGUAACGGGCACAGUCGCCUCUUCCAGGGAGGUGGAAUAUCCAAAUGGAGGGGAAGACAUUCAGGCUUGCAAAAAACAGGUUAGCGGGUUUGUGAAGCAAGUGGAGAAGGGAUUGGGCAAGGUAGGCAAAGAGCAGCAUCAUGGUGGUGACAGCACAGAGGAGGUGAAUGCUGAGACAAGAGACAGUCCCACAGCAGGCAGCAGCACUGGGAACCAGAGCGAUGCCCCACAGGGUCCCACAGCUUCCGUGGAAGGAGGCCUUCUGGUGGAGACAGGUGAUUUGGAAACCACCCAGAAGGUUCCUGGGCAAGGCGCUCUGCAGACCACACCAGGGAUCAGCCCUCCUCCUGCAGAGCCAAAGCGAUGGGCAAAGGCAGACACACCACCAGGCAGAGAGCACCAUGUGGAGAGUGCGGCCACCUCGGACCUCCAGAGCUUGUUUGACGAUGACUCCACAUUCUCCCAGCUCUUUCCCCGAGAUGACCAGUUUGUCCGGAGAAGGUGCACAAGGGUGUAUGGGAAGCGCAGCAAGAAACCCAAGCCUGUCACUGAGGUGAACCUCCAGCCAGCAGGUGCCAUCGACCUCUUCACGAUCCGAUUGGCUUCUGACCUCAGCGAAACCAGCCCUUUUUGUGUCACCAGGGAUGACCCUUGUGAAUACGAAACCAUCUCUGUUGAUGAUGCCUUAAUGCUAAACAUGUGUCAUGACAGCAAGGCCAACAGUGGAGAUGCUGCUCCCAAUGAAUCUAAAAGCACUGAACUGAGGUUGGACAGCGAGAAGACCGACCAAGGGAAGGAGGACAUAGACCUGGAAGAUAAUAUGCUAACCUUUUUGUGCCAAAAUGGCCAAGUGGACAGUGUCCCCAACUUGAACAUCUGGGGGAGUCUGGAGAAGGAGGGAGAAAGCCUCUCUGCCGAGGACAUGUUUGAGCCUCUGAUGGACCUUGAGGACGAGCACUCGCUCAGAGAAGUGAGCUCCGAGCCCCCCAACCUGGCAGAGGAGUCCUAUGAUGGCAAGGCUAAUGAAGAUUCAGACUCUCCCGAAUUUCAUACCAUCAACAUCGAGAUGCUGAACGCAAAGCUGAAAAUGAGAGACAUAUGCUUCUUCAGCCCUUGUGAAGACCUUCCUGACCAUGGGGAGGACAAUGCCAUGAAUUUCAAGCUGAAGCCGGGCCAGCACAGCAAGCACAGAAGUAAGCUGGAAGAUGGGAAGGUAGGGAAAAACCGCGGUGAGAUAACCAUCAAGGCCAAAGACAAGCAGUACAAAUGCAAAGUCUGCUUCCAGUGGUUCCUGACAUUGGGGGAGCUGGACUUCCACAAGCUCUCCCAUAACCCUUCGCCUCCACCUACCUGCUACAUGUGCGUCCAGCGCAAAUUCAGCUCCCGGGAGCAGCUGAGGGACCAUCUGAAGGAGAAGCACGCCAAAAACAAAGCCGGUCUGUGGGCUUGUGGGAUGUGCCUGAAGGAGAUCUCAGACGUCUGGAUGUACAACGAGCACCUUCGGGAACACGCCACCCAGUUUGCUCGCAAGGGGCAAGCGCAGAAGUCUGUGAUGGGCCUGCCAGCCUGCUUCGGUGAGGACAACGCCGCUGUCACCCAUUUCCUCAACACCAUCAUGUAUCGGAAGCCCAGCAGGUCCUCCCGGCACGCUGACCCCAGCAGCAAGCAUGGGGUUAGCAGAGAGAGCAAGAGCCCCAAGGAGCUGCCCGUUGAGCAGGAGGCCAAGGCGAUGAAAGACCCUUUGGAAAGUAAUGUCAAGGUGAAGCCACUUGCACCCAGCUCCUCUAAAACAUCAGCUAGUCCAUCUCCAGAGCACAUGGCAAAAAGCGAAGGCACCCCAAAAUCUGUCCCCAUGCACCCAGACUGCAAGGAUCCUUCCAGGGACUGUCAUCACUGUGGCAAACAGUUUCCCAAACCCUUCAAGCUCCAGCGGCAUUUGGUCGUGCACAGUUUACAGAAGAUUUACUUGUGCCACAAGUGUCCAAUGUUCUACCAGGAGCCCAAAGAGCUUCGAAACCACCUCAGCCAGGAGCAUGGGAUAGUAGAGGAGCAGGAGAUCAAGCACACCACCCUGUAUGCAUGCGAGCUCUGCGCAGACGUCAUGCACGUUAUCAAGAAGUCCUUCAUCUGCAGCAUGUGCAACUACACCUUCUCCAAGAAAGAGCAGUAUGACCGGCACAUGGAGAAGCACCUGGCAGGAAGCAACAAGACUUUCAAAUUCAGAGGGGUCAUGAGACCUGGUGUUGCCUGCAGAGAAGGCAGGGAGAAGGUGAAAGAGGACAGCUCUCUCCAGGAGGGUGUACCACCAAGCAAGAAGAGGAAGGUUGAUCACCACAGCAGCUCACCAGUCCAUCUGGACCACGCUAGUGACCUUCAGCUGGUAGAGGUUGCAAGGCCCGACUUGCAAGCUCCCACUGACUCCUUCCCUACAGCACCCACUGACCCAGGAGCACCCCAACCCACCGUGAAAACAGAAGACAUGGUGGGUGACUUCUCUGACCUCCUGGCAGAGAUGGACAAAUCCCAGUUUGACACCCUUCCUCCACCACCCUGCCUCUCCCCAUCUUUGCCACAGGCUGUGGCGAGUGGUCCGGAGCUGGGCCAUAUUGCUGUCAUGUCUAUUGAGGAGCUGGAGAAAGGAGCGUUUGAUGGGAAACCACUUCCUUUCUUGGACUCACCUGAGUUUACUAUUGACCUUGCUGGGUUGGCUUGUAACCAGGCCAUGGACCAAAAACUCUCUCCUCCGCACCUCACCGAGAAACAUGGCUACACCGAUGCUCGUAAAACAACAAGCAUAGGUAACAAAGACAAAUAUAUAGCAGGUGUCCUGGAAAAUCCCCAUGCGGCCACCCACACCAUGGAUGGGAUCCCAUUUCUACAGCUUGCUGAGAAGGUCUCGGAACUUCCUUCCCCACAGACAGAGGCUCCACCAGCUAAGGAGACACACAGGUGGGGUAACCCCAGUGCCAGCAAUGCCUCUUCUUGGGAAGGUGCAUCUAAAGCCAUGUCUCCAGAAGCUGCCCACCAGCCCCUGCCCCUGAAGGACAAGACAACUGCACCCACGCUGAACAGAGCUUCCAAAGAUUCAACCCUGCAGAAGAAGACCAUGGGUAGCCAACCCAGCAGUGAGGCUGCUCCUGUCAUGGACAGCCAUGGUGACAGCACCGAGGAGCGUCAGCAACCUGGUCUGGAGAAGGAAAAGGCCAUUCCCGAGUCCAACGCCAAGGACAGCAGCGCUAAUGCCAAGGACCAAGGCGUCAACCCAAGCAAAUCCACCAGCCACCACCCCAGAGGCGAGGCGACCAGCAACACCAUGAGACACAGCCAUGUGGAGCCCAGCAAAGCUGCCAGCAAGCUUCAUCCCAAGCGAGGAAAAGAACACAAGUCCUCAGGCCACCGGAGCAGCUCUGGCUCCCGGGAGAACUUGGAGGAAGACAGGAAAAAGAAAAAAGCCCGAACAUUGUGCCCGGGGAGGAGCGAGAGCACCAACGAGCUCAAACGCACUGGCUGGAGCAAUACUGAAUCUUCUGCCCUCUCCUCUGGGAAGAGGGAGACGCACUGCAACAAACUGGUACCCAAACCCAAACCGGGCACCCAACUGAAGAAGAUGGUCCUGGACACUUUCAACCAGAAGAAGGGGGAGCUCCGCCAUGCAAAUGGGGACAUGAAGCGCAGGAAGGCCAUUCUGGGGAAGAGCUUCCAUCAAGUGUUGGCCAAGGGGCCGUCGUCAUCACCGCGAGGUCCCUUGCACGGCCCACGUGCUGCCCGGGGUGCCAAACCGGGUAGCUCAGCCAGCUACCACACCGCUGAGUCCCAGAACAACCUGCUAAGCCAACUCUUUGGGCAAAAAUUAACUAGCUUUAAAAUUCCUUUAAGACGAGAUACUUCAGAGUAAUUUAUGGAAGUGACUUAUGGUGAUCCUCAGCUGCUUUCAUGGGGUUUGCAAGGGUAAAAAUUAUCAAAGCAUUAAAUUCGUUUGUGUAGCAUGAUUUCUCUGUCUAGCUUAAAUGAACUUGCACUGCAGCCUCUGUGAAAUAGUUUGCUUUGUGUCUACUAAUCUACUUUAAUUCACCUGAUUUAUCAUGCAAAUGCUAGAACUUUGAUGUUGCUGAUGAUUUUCAUGAACUGAAAUUGUAAUCGCUUUGGGCAGACUGAAUCGUCAAGAGCAAUUGCUUUAUUGCAGAAGUGCUGAGGUUACAAGGAUACUUGCAAAUCUCAGACCCUUUUGAGACUGUGUCUGUGUUAUCUUUGUACAAAGUACUUGAAGAGAUGAACUUCAUUCCAUAGACGUCUUAUUCAUAAGGUGCAGCACACUGUAGAAAGCAAAUUUUUUUUUUUUUGAAGAUUUUGCACAAAUAAUCCCAUACAAUUCAUUUAAUUGGGAGCUGGCCUAAGAGAUGAUACAAUUAAAAAAAAAAUUAAAUUAAGAAUUGAGUUUCCUAUAUUUUGACAGCCAUCCCUAUGAAUUUAUUUCUACAUCGUCAAGAGAAUAAUGAACCGGCUGCCAUUCUGUGACCACUGUAGACAAUGUAACCGGAGAAGAGCCGCCACCGCGAGCAAACUGCACCUUGACACUUGUGAAAAACUCUGAUUUUUUUAGGGUUGGGUUUUGUUUUGGUUUGCCUUUUUUCUUUUUUGUCUGUAUGUGUGUGUGUUUUCUUUUUGUUUGUGGCAGGUUUUGUUAUUUGUUUUGUUGUUUGGGUUUUUUUUUUUGCGCAACGACAAAACUGUGCCAAUUUACCGCACCAAACCGGUACUGUCCAAGUACCCUCAAUGGUAUCACUUCUAAACUAUCUUACUGUAUCGAGUUAGUGGCUCUAUAGGUAUCCGCUUUUUACUAUGCAGUUACUGGUGCUAUUCUUCUUUUGUAAUGUGAAUACAGACUUCCUUGAUUGAAAAAUAAAAGGGAACCAUUAGGAAGUAGCUGUUACCUGUAAAGGAAAACAAAGCAGGAAAAAAAAAUUUAAAAUCCAACUUUAGGGAAAAAAAAUCCUGUAUGCUGGUACUCCAUAGUGUCGAAAAGAUAAUGUCAUGUUAAAUGAGCACGUUAUACAACCGAACUUUUGAAUCCAGAAAGAAAUCUCAGGUGCAAACGAGGACAUGGAAGAUAAUUAAAAAUACUAUUGAAAUACUCCCAAGUCAAGGAGGUGAAGUAAUGCACUGAUGUGAUAUGAACAGUCAGAGUACUUUGCGUCUGUCCUGCAAUUAUUAUUUUUUUGUUUUGUUUUAGAUUUAAAAGGAAAAAAAAAAAAAGAGGCUUUAUUCUGUUAAUAUGUAUCUUUACAAUUCUUUGUAUUGUAUAAAAAUAUUGUAGGUAAUUUACCUUGGGUGCAAUGUGUUCUGUCAGAAGUUUUUAUUUUGAUAUUUUGUCAGAGAAGCAGAGAGAGCAGGAAACGCCGUUUUAUGAUGUUGUAUGUGUGCUUUUAAAGUGCCUCUUUAAUAUUGUUAAAUAAAGUAUGAGAUGAAAAUAUGGGGUGGUACUGUAAAAUCAUACAUGAGUAAUCUUUUCAAAUAUAUUCCAAUAUUUUCACAGAAA